CAGUCUCAAGUGGAAUAAACAGAAAAUGAGGAUUGUAUUUUAUUUACUGCUGAUGCUAGCAGUGGGACGAUGCACAAAAAACAACAACUUUGAGACAAAGACUGUUGGUGUUGGAGGUUAUGUGGAGCUGACAUGUCCCCGCAAGUCUUCGGAAAGCUUGUUUUGGAUCAGGAUUGAUUCUGGAGACUUUCCUGAAGUCUUAGGAAAGACAUUUAGCCCUAAGAGUAAUGAUCGCAUCACAGCUACAGAAGAGCGUGAACUAUUUGUUCUACAUAUUCAAGAAGCAAAGCUAAGUGAUGCUGCGGUCUACUACUGUAUUCAAAUAAGCCAACAGUUCCUCAGAUUCCUGACACAAACUGACCUAAGAGUUAAAGAACCUGAAAGCACUGCAGUUUCUCCAACUGAUCCAGUCCGUCCUGGAGGCUCUGUGACUCUGCAGUGUUCAAUACUCUCCGACUCCGGGAACAAAACACGACCAGAAGAACAACAUUUGUGCUGUUUCAAGGCUUUUAAUCAAAGUUUGAAUAAUACUCGAGGAAACGUUGUUGAAGUACAUGAAAAGGAACCAGGUGGACCCUCAAAGAAGAAAUGUGUCUACAGCUUAUACAAGACAUGUGACUGCGAUGUGGCCACAUGUGAGGACAUCAUUUCUGGAAAUAGAUCAGAACUCAACACUACAGACUUCAUGUUGAAUCAGCAGAAGAACAAUACCAUCAUCUCUCUGUUAGGUGCUGCUUUGGCUAUAUGUGUGAUUGUUAAUGCCUCUCUCAUUUAUGCAAUCAAGAAACUGAAGGGGAAAUCCUGUGGUGUUUGCAACACUGCUGUUACUCUGCAUACAAAUGAAACAACAGCGGGUAAAAAUCAGCGAGGUCAGCAGACAGAUGAUGACUCGUUGAUUUAUUCUGCACCAACCUUCAUCCGUAGGAUAUCAAGCAAAGGGACUGGGGGUGCAAAAGCAAUGAAAGAAGAGUGUAUCUACACUGAUGCCCGGGCUCUUGGGUUGGCUUGAUGGUGUAAAUACUGGAUUUGCUAAUAGUUUCAUUAAUCCAAUUAAUAUAUUGGAUUGCACUGUAUGUAUAUGUUUUGCAAACAUAAGUAAUCUUCAUGACACAAAAAUAAUAUAAAAGCUAGUGUAAGCUUGUGUGCAACAACUUGCAUCAUAAAGUUUCAAGUCUUUAAAUGUACAUUUACCAAAUCUGUGUACUGUCUGUGUCAAUGCUAUGCAAAGAUAAUUUGUUAAUGUGUUGCUUUUUUCCUAAUAAAUAAUUGAAUUUUCACAAGAGAUACCAAACUGAUAAGCAAUUGAACCUGCUGCUCUGCUCACACAUACAGAUACAGCUCAGAUGUAUGAACAUACUGCACAUGUUUAACCCCCCCCCCCCCCUUAGUUAUUACCUAAACAAGCUCGGCAUUAUACUUUUGCUCACAGAGGUCAGCCAAACUCAGGUACAAGUUCAUUAAAUGUGUACAUAUUUUUUUAACAUCAUAUAGCCUACAUAAGUGUAACACACAAAAUACCCAAUAAUCCAGAAGGCUUGCAUAAAAACUGUUUUUCCAUGGUGAUGUCAAUAUGGAU
Molecule: messenger RNA, 1576 nt
Organism: Trematomus bernacchii (emerald rockcod)
Lineage: Eukaryota; Metazoa; Chordata; Actinopteri; Perciformes; Nototheniidae
Exons: 6
Coding region: 26-1009 (327 amino acids)
Biological process (GO): response to bacterium
Source: RefSeq, a predicted model, not a curated record